Messenger RNA from Scatophagus argus, 2263 nucleotides. It is a transcript of the gene pdcd4b, whose product is annotated as programmed cell death 4b. Gene Ontology annotation, cellular component: cytosol; nucleus. The record is from RefSeq and is a predicted model, not a curated record. Gene Ontology annotation, biological process: negative regulation of DNA-templated transcription. The transcript is spliced from 12 exons. Bases 187 to 1608 code for a protein of 473 amino acids. NCBI's taxonomy places the organism in Eukaryota, Metazoa, Chordata, Actinopteri, Scatophagidae.
UAAAAACCCGACAUCUCCAACCAAUAAGAUAGGAAAGACAAAGACCUACGUGCCUGCGUUGCUGGGUAGAUAAAACAAAAACAACAGCGUUCGUUCGUGUCAGAGUUUCAAGCUUGGAUACAACAGACGGUAUCAUUUGAAAUCCUUUUAUUGCACGCUGCAAAAUCUAUUUUUCUGUUGUGAAAUAUGGCAGCUGACUGCGAGGCCUGGCUGAAUGCAAACCCCGUCGAGGCGGAGGACCUGAGCGACUCCUUUGCAUCUGGGGACGAAGACAAUGGAGGAUUGGUUAUUGCCAACAAAAACAUCAACAAUGAGAUUAAUGGCAAUUGGCUAUCCUCAUCUAGCAACAGCAUCCACGAAGCCCGUCUCAAGGCCAAGGCCAAGCGGAGGCUGAGAAAGAACUCCUCCAGGGACUCUGGCAGGGGGGACUCUCUCAGCGAUAAUGGGGAUGUCCGAGGAACCUCUGUGGUACCAACCAGCCCCAAGAGCAAGCUGCUGGACAGAAAGUCUCGAUAUGGCAAGGGAAGAGGUCUGCCAAAGAAAGGUGGUGCUGGAGGCAAAGGUGUGUGGGGCCGAUCUGGUGAAGUUUAUGAACCGGAAGCGGUAGAUGAGAAAGACCCAAAUUAUGACGAAGCUCAGGAAAAUUGUGUGUAUGAGACUGUGGUUCCCCCCCUGGAUGAGAGGGACUUUGAGAAGACUGUCACCCCCAUAGUGCAAGAGUACUUUGAACAUGCAGACACAAAUGAAGUCGUGGAGCUGCUUGCCGAACUGAACUUGGGGCCCAUGUGUAGCGAGGUGCCCUCGCUGGCCGUGUCGCUGGCCCUGGAGGCCAAAGCCAGCCAGCGGGAGCUCACCUCCAGGCUGCUGGCUGACCUGUGUGGGCCUGUUCUGUCCCACAGCGACAUGGAAAACUCCUUUGAUAAACUGCUCCGGGAGCUGCCCGAUCUGGUCCUGGAUACACCCGGAGCCCCACAGUUGGUCGGCCAGUUCAUUGCACGUGCCGUUAGCGACCAAAUACUGUCCAAGAGCUACAUCGAUAGCUACAAAGGCAGGGUUGACUGUGAAUAUACCAGGGCGGCACUUGACCGGGCAGCAGUGCUACUGAAGAUGAGUCUGGGUGGCCUACGUAUAGACAACCAGUGGGGGGCAGGCGGGGGCCAGAGACCGGUCACACAGCUCAUCAAAGAGAUGAACCUGCUGCUGAAGGAGUACAUCCUGUCUGGAGACAGCAAGGAGGCUGAAAGAUGCCUGAGAGAUCUGGAGGUUCCCCAUUUCCACCAUGAGUUUGUCUAUGAGGGGAUAGUGAUGGUGUUGGAGUCCAAAGGAGAGAAAACAUUCAAAAUGGUUCUGCAGCUACUCAAGUCACUCUCUGCCUCCUCUGUUAUCUCUGUAGAUCAAAUGAGAAGGGGCUAUGAAAGGGUUUAUAUGGACAUUGCUGAAAUCAACAUCGAUGUCCCUCGUGCAUACUUCAUCUUGGAGCAGUUUGUUGAUAAGAGCUUCAGUAUGGGAAUCAUUGAUGCAAAGUUAAGAGAUCUUUGUCCUUGUCGGGGUCGGAAGAGAUUUGUCAGCGAGGGAGACGGCGGCGUGGUCAAACUUGAAAGCUACUGAAUAACCAUUUUUAUGUGCCAGAUUUCCUGGAAAGAGGAUAAAGCUACUUUUAUACUUGCAUAUUUUUCAAAAUAGAUGGGUACAGUUAUUUUCCCUUCUAACAGUUAAAAGAAUGUACAUUUGUGAAAUUGAGUUGAGGUUAACAAAAAAAAACUGCACUUUUGAUUGAAACUGAAGUAGAUCACUUUGUCCAAGGUGUCUCAGUAUAAACAUUUACAUAAGCUAGCCCUUAAAGUGCCACACCUCUCAGUGUCAGUCAUUCCAUGUUGUUUUGUACAGUAUUUUCUUGAUUUCACUGCCACUCCUUUUGUGUUUUCUAGAAAGCAGUGUUUGUACAGCGAUGACUGGUUUGUGUCAAGAGCUUUAUAAAGGGGUAUAAAAAAAUAAAAGGGAGCAUGUUGGUAAAAAUGCAAUACUGGCUCCCUAACUAGCUGCUGUUUCUAUGCUGUGCUUGACUCUUUUUCUUUUUACCCUUUAAAUUACACAAAGAUGUCAUUAUUGAAGGUUUCAAGACAUGAGUACAGUGCAAAAACAAACGCCAGUCAGGUAACUUCAAAUGGUGUUUAGAGUGUUUAUUUUUAUAUCUGGGGGAUACUGGUGUGUGAAAUGUACCAUGUAUUGCUCCUUGGUUGUUCAUUAAAUCGCUGUUAAAUAA